Ilex paraguariensis (yerba mate) is the source of this 521-nucleotide messenger RNA. The record is from the annotation of a GenBank genome assembly. Lineage: Eukaryota; Viridiplantae; Streptophyta; Magnoliopsida; Aquifoliales; Aquifoliaceae.
AUCUCACUCAAAUUCAUUUAAUUCGUAUCGAUUAAUCGUGUCGUAUCGAAGGUUAACAACCCUACAUCUAUGCUUACACCCCAACUAAUCCCGGUGUUUUUGAGGAAGAAGUUUCAAUCCCUAUUAUUGAUUUUUCCUUGCUCACCUCUGCUGUUCCUGAACAGCGCUCCAAAGCCAUACAAGACCUUGACAAAGCCUGUCAAGAAUGGGGCCUCUCCAUGGUGAUCAAUCAUGGUGUACCUGAGUGUCUGCUGAAGGGGAUCAUCGAUGCGAGUACGGAAUUUUUCAAUCUUAAAAAGAAGGAGAAAAAGGAGUUUGCAGGAAAGAAAAGUUUAGACCCAAUCAAGUGCGGUACAAGCUUGACUACUUCAAACGGCAAAAUUUUCUUGUGGAGAGAUUUUCUAAAGCUCUUUGUGCAGCCGGAUCAGUUUCUCUAUCCCAACAAACCUAUAGGUUUGAGCGCUCCAAAGCCAUACAAGACCUUGACAAAGCCUGUCAAGAAUGGGGCCUCUCCAUGGUGA